Trypanosoma cruzi is the source of this 808-nucleotide messenger RNA. Its product is annotated as leucyl-tRNA synthetase, putative. Gene Ontology annotation, molecular function: leucine-tRNA ligase activity; ATP binding. The transcript has a single exon. The record is from RefSeq and is a predicted model, not a curated record. NCBI's taxonomy places the organism in Eukaryota, Euglenozoa, Kinetoplastea, Trypanosomatida, Trypanosomatidae. The annotation marks the transcript as partial. Gene Ontology annotation, biological process: leucyl-tRNA aminoacylation.
AUGUCGACAGCACGUCGUGAUAAAUUGUUGUGCCUUGAGGCUGCCGCGCAGGAGCGGUGGGCGCAAGAGAAGUUACAUGAGCAGAACGCCCCGCUGAAGGGCGAGCCAGUUCCCAGCAAGUUUUUUGUCACCUUCCCGUACCCGUACAUGAACGGGCGUCUGCAUCUCGGCCAUGCGUUUUCUCUCACAAAGUGUGAAUUCGCAUCACGCUUUUGGCGAAUGAAGGGGCUUCGCUCGCUCUGGCCAUUUGGACUGCAUGUCACCGGAACCCCCAUUGCCGCCUGUGCGCAGAAAAUUCAGAAGGAAAUGCAGCUGUACGGAAACCCGCCACAAUUCCCAGAGGAGAUGUUGGGGACUCCGUCAGAGGAGAAGAAAGACGACAUUGCCACCAUUGGACAGCACAAAAGUAAGCGUGGCAAAGCUGCUCCCGCCAAGCCACAGUGGAUUAUUAUGCGAAGUAUGGGUAUCCCUGAUAAUGAGAUUGCAAAAUUUGCGGAUCCACUUUAUUGGCUUGAUUACUUUCCUCCCCUUGCCGUGGAGGACCUAAAACGGUUUGGCUGCCACAUUGACUUUCGUCGUUCUUUUAUAACCACGGAUCGCAACCCAUACUAUGACCGCUUUGUUUCAUGGCAGUUCCGGCACUUGAGGCGGGCGAAUGUACUUGGGUUUGGUAAACGAUACUGCGUUUACUCCCCAUGGGACGGCCAACCCUGCGCGGAUCAUGACCGGGCGGUUGGCGAAGGGGCCUUGCCACAGGAGUAUACACUGGUAAAGUUGAAGGUGCAGAACGCAACAGAGCAUCCUGCUU